GUGAGACGUUGUUUCCGAACCAAUGUCAUGCAAUUUCACCAUUAGAUGGUUUGCAUUGACAGUUAAACAAUUAAAGAGAGGGAAGUUUGCUUUGCUUCCAGUGACAGUUACGAAGUGGUAGAAAAGUCAUUGUAGCAGUUCCUAUUAAUCCAUCUAUCCCGUUCAUUGAAAGCUCGUCCCACUUAAGACGAGUUUUCUUUCCACAAAACAAAUCUUGAGUUUUCUCUCUUACUCACACACCUUUCAAAUUCAACAACUAUAUAAUCGAUCACACUUUAAAAGCCUUCUCUUCUCUUCUUGUGCUCCUAUUCCAAUACUCUCUUCUGUCUGUCUUUUGCUCUUCCAAUUAUAAGCACAACCCAAUCUUUUAAUUCGUUACCCGAUCUCCAUUUCCACUGUGUCCACGUGACUCAAGAAACACAAGUUUUUGAGCACAAUGGAAUCUGAAAACGGGGUUGCUGUGGAGGAAGAGAAACGUGUUAUUGGGGUAACAACCAAGGUGGAGAAUGUAAAGAAAGAAGUUGAAAAUGACUGCAAUGGUGCAGAAAUUAUGACCAAGAAUGAAGUAUCUAAACCCACAGUAGUGGCUAAACGCCCCAUUUCUGCUGGUGACAAAGUUGCAGUUGAAGCCUCCAAAACUUAUGCAAAUAAAAAUUCAAAAGGUGCUACUACUAAGGAAACUGUUGGUAGAGCAAGUGUUGCUUCCAAGAACAACAAAUAUGCCAAAGAUAAACCCAUUUUGAAGGGUCCAAGUUCAAUAUCUCAAAAACAAAGGCCAUCCCUUUCCCAAAGCCUUUCUUUCCCAGCCAAAUCAGCUGGUGAAGAUGCCAUGCAGAAAAGCAUUGAUGGAUAUCUUGUGAAGCCUAAAGUUAGAAAUAAUCAAGGUAAUGGGAUUAGAGGUGAGGCCCCCAUUCGUCAUUUAAACAAGUCCACAAACUCUGAAGUCAACUCACUGGCAAAAACCAACACUGGCAUGCCUGGUUUGAAACGCUCUGCGUUUGGAAGGUCCACUACAGUUGCUGCAUUCACCAAGAGCCAAACUUCUGAGGCAUCGUUACCCGUUGACCAGGUGUCAAACACAGCAAAAACUGCAAAAGCAGAUAAAGAGAAUGAUGAUUCUCAUUCCACAACUUCUGCUACUCCUUGUCUGAGAAGCAGUGGAAGUGGAUUUUCCUUUAGAUUGGAAGAAAGAGCUGAAAAGCGGAAGGAGUUUUUCUCAAAGUUGGAGGAAAAAAUUCUAGCCAAGGAAGCAGAGAAAACCAACCUACAAGCUAAAUCAAAGGAAAACCAAGAGGCAGAGAUCAGGCUAUUGAGGAAGAGUAUGGCAUUCAAAGCAACUCCAAUGCCAAGUUUCUAUAAGGAACCACCUCCCAAAGUUGAGCUGAAGAAGAUACCAACAACACGCGCAAAAUCCCCAAAGCUUGGAAGGCACAAAGAAUCUGCUAUGAACAACAAUUCAGGAGAAGACAAGACUUGCUCCAUUCCACGUGGGAAACAACAGCAGAAUGAUUCAAACAAGGUUAAGGGUCAUAAAGAUAUGGUUUCAAAGAAACCAAUCCGGAAAACCCAAGCCAAGGUGAAGUCUCAGGAAAAUGUAACGCCAGAAAACAAAGAACAAUGCCAAGAUACACAUGUUAACAAUUCUGAAUGCAAAAAUGACAUGGAGUUACAAUCUGAAACAGGUCAUGCACCAAAUAGUACACUGCUUCUAAAUUCAACUACACCUGAGCUUUUGUCAUAUGAGGUUACUGUUGGAGUGUAGAUUUAUAUCACCGGACUUGAUAAUUAUGUAAGAUUAGAGCUCUAUGUUGUUAAUUAUUUCAUUAUCUUUGUGAAUAUAGAGGUUGGUUCAUUUUCAUCAUAAACGUGUAUUGCAAAUAAGUUUUUUUUUUUUUUUUAAUGUUGAGCUGUUACCCUCUGUGAUGUACGUUAAAAUGCCUUAUUAAUUCAUUAUUUAGCCAGUCGUCCAUGUA
Messenger RNA from Glycine soja, 1973 nucleotides. Its product is annotated as protein WVD2-like 4. The transcript has 9 exons. The coding region runs from base 437 to 1762 and encodes 441 amino acids. The record is from RefSeq and is a predicted model, not a curated record. NCBI's taxonomy places the organism in Eukaryota, Viridiplantae, Streptophyta, Magnoliopsida, Fabales, Fabaceae. Gene Ontology annotation, molecular function: microtubule binding.